Molecule: messenger RNA, 1372 nt
Organism: Trifolium pratense (red clover)
Lineage: Eukaryota; Viridiplantae; Streptophyta; Magnoliopsida; Fabales; Fabaceae
Product: F-box/FBD/LRR-repeat protein At4g00160-like
Exons: 4
Coding region: 139-1338 (399 amino acids)
Molecular function (GO): protein binding
Source: RefSeq, a predicted model, not a curated record
AAAAAGGUUAUCUAUAAAAGUAUGUGAUGGAAAUUGGAAAGGUUCAAUUGAAUUUGCAUUUGUGCAGUGUCUUCGUCCAGCCUGUUUGUUUUCUGAGAAGUACCGCGAACCAAUAAACCAGCAGCGAAUUCUGUGACUAUGACCUUUCCCCAUCAACCACGAAGGCUACGGUUCUGCUCGCGGAGAGAUGGAUUGAGUUGUCUACCGGACCCAAUACUUGAAAAAAUUCUCUCAUAUCUUCCGACGAAAGAUGCAUUUGCUACAAGCAUCCUCUCAAAAAGGUGGAAACCACUGUGGCGAUCACAGCUCAUCCUCCCUUUAGACGAUAAAACUUUCCCAGAUGCUUUAGCCUUUCGACAAUUCUUAUACUCCGUCAUGGCAAUGCGAGACAACACUCUACCCAUCCUUUCACUCCACCUUAAUUGUUGUUACCGUUUCUACUCCAACAAAGAUUUCUACAAUUUACUUUAUGAGGCAAUCACACGAGGAGUUCAAAACCUCAGCAUCGAUCUCCCUCACUGCAGCAUAAGCAUAAUGACCACAUUGCCUACUUUCCUUCUAACUACCAACACCUUGUCAGUACUCAAAUUGAAGGGAGUAAAAGUAACAUUGAACGAGGAUGACCCAGACAUUCAUCUUCCAUCUCUUAAAGUCCUUCACUUGGAAUCUGUCGGUUUCACAUAUUAUCAAGAUAUUAUGAAACUUCUAUCUGGCUGUCCCAUUUUAGAGGAGUUGGAAGCAAAGGAUUUAAUAGUAUACACACUUUGUAAGGAGUUUCCAACAGAUACAGAUGUUCCAAGCCUAUCCAAUUUGGUCAGAGCUAACAUUUCCGAUCCUCAUAUUCAGUUUGAUUGGAUUCAUAACAUCCACCAUCUCCGCACACAACUGCGGGGGCCCUUUGGUUUUGAUACCAUGGUUCACAAUUUAAUCCAUCUCGAGCUUAUAUUCGACUUCAACUUUCGAUAUCUAUUCCGCUCGCAGCACAAGUGUAGGUGGCUGACAAAAAUUCUUAAAAAUUUUCCCAAGCUACAAACUCUUAUCAUUGAUGAGAUUAAUAAGGUUGAUACAGUUCACGAUUACUGUGAUGGAAAGUGGGAAGACCCAACAAUCAUUUCAGAAUGCCUUUUAUCUCAUCUUACAACAUGCUCACUUAGAAAUUACAGCCACUUAAGCUGCGAGCUUCAAUUUGCAAAAUAUAUAAUGAAGAACUCAAGAGUACUCAGUACCAUGACAAUUCAGUGUGCCAAAUUCCUAGAGACAAAUACAAAGCUCCAAAUGUCAAGGGAAUUAUCUUUGUACCCAAGGAUUUCAGGCGCAUGUAAAAUUUUAUGUAUUUGAAUGAUAAUAGCAACCUUAAGUUUGUAACAAACUU